Molecule: messenger RNA, 2598 nt
Organism: Pelmatolapia mariae (spotted tilapia)
Lineage: Eukaryota; Metazoa; Chordata; Actinopteri; Cichliformes; Cichlidae
Product: cadherin-like protein 26
Exons: 14
Coding region: 1-2598 (865 amino acids)
Biological process (GO): cell morphogenesis; homophilic cell-cell adhesion; cell-cell adhesion mediated by cadherin
Cellular component (GO): adherens junction; catenin complex; plasma membrane
Molecular function (GO): calcium ion binding; cadherin binding
Source: RefSeq, a predicted model, not a curated record
AUGGCAGAUUCUUAUGGUAGCAAACACAACAGAAAUUCUAAACAAGAUCUCCUGGUGCGUGCAAAAAGAAGAUGGGGCUCAUCUACAAUUGAAUUAGAAGAAGAAAAGGAUGCACGGUACCCCAUAGAGAUUUCACAGAUAUAUAAUGACAAGAUUGAGGGGAAAGACUUUAGGUUCCUUUUAAGUGGUGAAGGUGUGCCGGAUGUCUUUACGGUCAAUGAAAACACUGGAGCCGUCUAUGCACAUAAAAAAGUGGACAGGGAGGAAAAGCCACUUUACCAUAUCAAUGCUGAUGUCUUGGACAGAAAUACGGGUGAAAAACUACACAAGGAACUAGCAUUUGAUGUUUUAAUACGAGACAUAAAUGAUAAUCCACCCAAGUUCUCUCUUCCUGAAGUAACAGUUGAUGUAAAGGAAAAUAUACAAGAAAGGUUUUUGCCAGUUACCCUGGUGGUCACAGAUAUAGAUCAGGAAAACACACCCAACUCUCAAUUCUACAUCACGAUGGUUUCACAGAGUCCAGCAGAGCCCAAAAUUGCUGUGCAGCAGCUUGAAGGAGGACUGGCCAAACUCACCUUAAAAGGAUGCUUUGACUAUGAUAAAGCAAAAAAGUAUAAAAUCAUCUUACAAGCAAAAGAUCGUGGAACAAAGCCAAAGACUCUGUCCUCUACUGCUGUUGUUAACCUGAACAUUAUCGAUGCAAACACUCACCAACCAAGAUUUAAGGAGAGACAGUACAACGGUGAAGCAAUAGAAAUGGAGACCAUUGCUAAUGUUUUGAGAGUUGCUGUGGAGGAUAAAGACACUCCCAACACUGAUGCAUGGCGUGCCAAAUACUUCUUCAUUGCAGGGAAUGAAGAAGGAAUCUACAAAAUUGAAACUGAUCCAGAAACAAAUGAGGGUGUCCUGAGUAUUGUCAGGAAAAAAAAAUUUAAACACAAAACUUCAACAAACCUGCAGAUUGGAGUAAAAAACAUUGAAGACAUAUUUGUUUGUGCUGGCACAAAUCCACCUACAGACAGAGCCAAUGUCACUAUAAAAAUGAUUGAUACCAACAAUCCACCAGAGUUUGAAAAAGCUAUAGAUGACACAUACUUGAAGGAGGAAGCAGAGCCUGGAAAGGUGCUGUUCAAGCCAAAGGUUAUUGAUGUUGACUCUAAUGUUACCAGGUAUGUGCUCCUAACAGAUCCAGCUGACUGGGUGGCCAUUGAUAGUAAAACAGGAGAAAUCAAAUCAACUAAGAGGAUGGACAGAGAGUCACGAUUUGUUGAUGACGAGAAUGUUUACACAGUCGUCAUAGCUGCCAUAGACGAUGGUCAGCCUCCAGCCACAAGCACAUGCACUGUCAAGAUCCACCUUGCGGACAUCAAUGACAAUACUCCUAAACUGGUCAACAUCAGCGCUGUCAUAUGUGGAAACAAGGUUAACAAGGUCAAGGUGCGUGCAAAGGACCUAGAUGCUUAUCCUUUCAGUGGACCCUUCUACUUUUCUUUGGGGGAUGAAACACAAGAGCAACAAUGGAAAUUAGAACCUGACUAUGGUGAGGAAGUAUCUCUUGUUAGCUUGAAGACGCUUCCUUAUCUUAACUAUUCAAUUCCCCUGGUGAUUAUGGACCAACAGAACAAAGCUGGACAUGAUACUCUGGAAUUGAUGGUGUGUGAAUGUGAAGAAAAUGAUGUUUGCAAAGAACCACCUUCAAUAAGUUUUGGACCAGCUGACAUUGGAGCACUUAUUGCAAGAUUGCUUAUAUUUUUGUCACUCCUAAUCGUGUUUUUGUGUGUAAAGAAGAAGAUUAAGAAUGUGCAACAACAUGAGGGCAUGUACAACCAAGAAGAAGGGAGUUCUUCAUGCAAGGCUGAGUCCACUUGUCUCCAGUCACCAACAGAUAAUAUAGUAGUGGCAGACGCAGGCGACAAUGCAGCCAUUGUGAAUGAGAUGCUGGGCCCUGACGCGGUUAAAGAAAUAGCCAAAGUCACGCUCUCAGAUUACACAAUUGCCAGAUGUAUUGAUGACAUGUCUGCAGACAUCGAAAGUGUGGUUUUGGAGACGAUACGCUUCAGUGGGAAGUUUGCAUUGCAACUUGAUGAGUUUACGGACAUUAGUGGACAUUCCCAACUCUUGGCCAAUCUGCGUUUUGUGGAUGGAGACUCCAUCAGAGAAAACGUUCUAUUUUGCAAGGCGCUGCCAGAAAAAACAACAGGAGAGGAAAUUUUUCGGGUUACAUCCGAAUAUCUUGAACAAGCAGGACUUAAGUGGGAAAACUGCAUGAGUGUCUGCACUGAUGGAGCAGCAGCCAUGGUUGGGCGCACCAAAGGUUUCGAUAGCAGAGUGAAAGCGAUACAUCCAGAUGUUAUUGUUACACACUGUUUUCUGCACUGUGAGGCACUCGUUGCCAAGACUUUACCGGCAGACCUAGCUCCUUUGUUGGACGAUGUCGUGCGCAUGGUAAACUUCAUCAAGACAAGACCUCUGAAAAGCCGCAUAUUUGCAUCUCUGUUUGAGGAAAUGGGAGCAUACAUUGCUGCACAUUGCUGCCUUAUUGCGGCACACGGAGGUCCGAUGGUUGUCACGCAGCUAAGUACUGGCCCGUGUGUAUGA